AUGCACUGUAAUUCUCCUACAAGUCUCUCGCCCUGUUCCCCGGCUAGCGCGUCUUCCUCGACCAGACACGAGCCUUCGCUCUCCUCCCCCGCGACCAAUGACAAAGAUGAUGCGCCAGGCCCACUUGAAGAUCUCCUAGCCCAACUCCUACAGGCACGGGAGCGCAGGCGAGAACUCGAGGCAGAGUUCGCGGAAAGAAGACGUCUGUUCGAACAAGAGAAGGCAUCUGCUGAGCAGAAGACAAAGGACCUGGAGGCCCAGCUGCUGAAUGAGCUUGAACGCAAGAGAUCAAGGGCACAUGAGAAGAUGAUAGAGGUAGAGCAAGAGUUGGAAGACGUGGACAGUAUCGCGAGGCUCGGCCUCGGGAUUGGUCUGAGUCGGAGCUUCGACCUGGAAAAACGAGAGAAUUUGAGCGCCGAUGAAUAUAUACGCCCUGCUGUCAGGACGGUGGGUGAAGGGCUGGACCAGAGCACCUGGCGAUGGUUCGAUAGGGAACUAGCUCUCCCAUCCGCUUCUGUCGAGAGCCCAAUGAUGUCUACAAUUCUACCAGAGAUUGGUUCCAUAGCAGACUUUGGCCAUCGGGAUCUUCCUCACCCCAAGCAAGUUAUCGAUCUUAGUCCCAAGUCACCAGCGAAGACAGCGAGCGAACUUGAACUAAAGAUCCAUUCUUCACUGGAUUCACUGAUCGACUCUCAGAUAGUUCAUUCUCCCAGGACAGAGGCCAGCUCUCUGGACGAAAGCGGCGCGACUCCACAGUCUCCGUUGCUUCCAACGAAGGAAUUGCGUGUUAUCGAUAACUCCGGUGUCAAUGACCCAUCCCCGCUCGUUGCUGUUCGCAAAGAGUCGUUGUUGACGCUACUCCGCGCAUUUGAUCAAAUUCUCCUCAACGAAUCCCGCUAG
This is a messenger RNA of Serendipita indica DSM 11827, 900 nucleotides long. Lineage: Eukaryota; Fungi; Basidiomycota; Agaricomycetes; Sebacinales; Serendipitaceae. The record is from the annotation of a GenBank genome assembly.